Molecule: messenger RNA, 3296 nt
Organism: Blepharisma stoltei
Lineage: Eukaryota; Ciliophora; Heterotrichea; Heterotrichida; Blepharismidae
Source: the annotation of a GenBank genome assembly
AUGAGAAAAGCUGUUGGAUCUAUUCAGAACGGUAAUGUAACUAUUUUCGGAGAUUUGAUUUUUCCAGGUCAAUCUAGUAUUAUACCUAAGUCAACUAAAAAGAUUUUGCAGUUAAGCAUAAGUGCUGGAACUACAAAUCCUGGCGCAUCUGCAAGUCCAAUUGCAGUAGUAGGUGCUCGAGGCAGUUUUGCAGUUCAAGACCUAAUAAAUGAAGGGAAUGAUAUUUUGCCACACUUUUAUCUAAAAAUUAUUAGCUUUGAUUGUGGAGUCACUGUUUUCAAUGCUUCUUUUACAGAAUCUUGCUUCAGCAAAAGCAUAGAUCAGCUAGGAUUAUCUCAUAUUUCUGCUUUCAGCUCGACGAUAACUAUUGGAUCCAUCCAAAUAUUCAAAAACUUAAAUAUAACAGUUCCAGUUAUUGGAGCCACAAAUGCUGACGAUUCAUUGAGUUCUAUAGUAAACUUUCCUACCUACUCAAGGGUACAAAUGGCUUAUUCUUUUAUUUGUCCUAAAUUUUCAAUUAUUAUUAAAGGAUUGGGAUGAAAUUCAGCUGCUGUUCUAUAUCAAAACGACGCUUGAGGCCUUGCUGCAUAUAUCAAGCACACUCCUCUAACUAUUGAUGUCUUAAUUUUUUUAAAUGGAAAAUAUCAAUGGCAAGCCUUUAUUAUAUUUUAACUUGCCAAAUUAUUUUAAAGAAAUUUUAAACUAUUUGGAACCUCCAAAAAUAAAUUACACUUGGAGGAUAAUUUAGGGAAGAUCCAUUGCAAUAUCUAAAUUAUACUCUUAUAUUAAAAAGAAUUCAGAGGUCUUAGGAUUAAGAUUAGUGAAUCCUGAGAAACUUAGGACUAUCCCUGCAGGUCUAAGCAAAAGCGGUCUUAAAAAUUACACAAAUGCUCUUCAAGAAGUUAUUGACUCUCAGGCAAGGCUGCUUCUUUUGAUUAUUCAAUAUCCAUUAGGAAACUAUAUAUAGUAUAAAAAAAUUUAUGGACUUUAUUUUUAUCGAAAUUUUCAUUUAGCACCUUUAUUGGCUAGUCUACAUUAGCUAGAAAACAAAAUGUAAUUUAUAAUUCAACAUUAGUAACUCAAAUAAGCCAUUUUUUAUUUGGCUUCUUGAAUAAUUUUGACUAGCUAAUCCGCAAUGCUGCCAACACAAUUGGACUUAAAUGCCAAUGCAUAAGUGUGGAUUAGCUAUACUAGAGCAGCUAUAUGAUCUCGGUGCAAGAAAAGGAGAUUUUGUUAUUUGUGCAGGAUAUCAAGAUUUGCCGACUCUGAUUUCAAUAAAUGACACUAACUUAUAUAAAAGAUUAGAAAUCGGCAUACCAAUGUUUACUCUUGUGAGCGAAUACUAACUUUGCCUCCUAAGGCGAGCAAAACUGUUCAGCUCGCUCAAUGGGGUUAAUUUAUUUAUGUAUAAUUUUAGCAUUUAAAAAUUUAUUAUAUAAAAUUUAUGCUUAAGAACGUAAGUUGUUUAAUUAGCUAGAGGAUUUAAAAUUGCAUGCAUAUAUAAAAAUAUAAUAUAAAUUAUUAUAAUACAAAAAUUGAUCAAUUUUUGUCAAAAAUAUGGUUUGCUAGAGGCUUACUUGCUCACGGAGGGGAGGGAGUGAGCAGGAAACGUAGGUCAAGAAGCUCUAAAAAGAAUAAGAUCUGCUUAUUAUUCUGAACCAAGCGCUUUUUCAUGUUUUUAUGUUGACGCUGCUUAUCUAAUUGCUAGUGCUUUGGAUUACAUGAUAAACCGAGGGCAUGACUAUACUAACCCUGAAAAACUUAUGGCAACGAUAAGAACUACUCAGUUUUAUGGCUGUACUGGAAGAGUGAGCAUUGAGAAAGGAAGUAACGACAGAAUUGUUGACCGAAUGAUUAUUGAAGGUGUUAAACUUACUUCAGACGGAAGUACUUCAAUUUAUACAAUUGGCAAUUUUAGACCUUUCAGCUCUCAGGUAAUCUCUAUUAUAAAUCCUAUUAUAUAUGCGGAUGGCUCCACGCAAAAGCCGAGUGAAUAUAGAAAUACAAAUAAUAGAUGCCCAUUUCCUGAUAAAAAAAUGAAAACUUUUAAGAAAGGAAGAGGGCUUUUAUUUGGAAUUUGUUUCACUUCAGCUUUAAUUAUGAUUGUUAUUACAUUCUAUAUUUGGAAGAAAUGAUGAAAUAUCUCAGUUGAGCCACUACACCAGAAAGAAGAAAUAUCAAUUCAGGAUGCCAUUGUCGCUGCCAGUAUUGGAAUUGAGUUCUUUCAGUAUGCAUCAAUGGGACCAGACUUUAAGUUGAUAAGCCCUUUACUUUCAGAACUCAGUGGAUUGUUUUCAUUGAACUUGGAAGAUGUAAUAAAGCUUGAAAACGGAGUCUUUUGGAUCGUUGUUGACGUAGUGUAUGGAGGAAUAGGACUCUGAAUUUUACUUUGUCUUGUUAUUCUGCUACAACUUGAUGAGAAGUUUCCAUAUAUUUCACUGUUUAGAUUUUUGAAGUGGCUUUCUGACUUUUUGAUGCCUAUUUUAGGAAAUCUUUGCUUUAUUCCGUUUAUUUCAAUUUGCUUAUUUCUCCAUUUAUAGCGGUACCUUUUUUUUUUUUUUUGGGGUAUAAACAUAAAUUUUUGAUAUUUUUAAUUCUUAAAUAACUAUAGGUAUUUUUAUUAUUAACUUGGAAGGUUGGACAUUUUUCAAUGCGAUAUAUCAAUAGGAGACAACUUUACUGAUAGCAUUCUCGCAAAAGAUUGUUAUUAUUUCUGCUGGAAAGAUGAGCAUUUAAUAUAUGCAAUUAUCUCAUUUUUUGCAUUGCUGUUCUAUGAGCCGCUGGCUAUCUUCUGUCGACCGCUUUGACAAGAAUUGCAGCCUACACUGCAUGUUAAAACUGUGCCCUUGUUUCUAAUGGUUAAAACAGUAGUGCAAACCUCACUUAUUGUUCUAAACGGUACAGUUAAAAGAUCGUUUGAUAUUACUCAUGGACUGAUAUUUAUCGUAUUUAUGGCUUUUUAUGCAGUAUUUAUUUUCAAAUUCAAGCCUUACAAUUAUUCAAGAUUUAGCUGAUGGCAAGGCUUGAGUGUAAUUGGAAUUAUUUGACUUGCAUUACUCUCAUUACCUGGACUGAUAACAAAUAAUCAGAAUUUAUCUAUUUCAUUAUUUGCAGUUCUUCUUUUAGGCUGGGGCAUUAUCAUAUUAGUUGGUUUGUAUAUCCAAACAAAAAAGUUGCCUAGUAUGCUCUUCAGGAAAAAGGGAUAUGACCCAAGUACUUUAUUUAAGUUUGCUUUUACCUUUGGCAAAAGUUCCAAAAUUUCUCUAGAAAAAUUGCAGCAAACUAUAAAAGUAUAG